GGCGUAGAACCGAGUAGAACUAGAAGCUCGAGCACUUAAGUGUAGAAGCAGGAAGUAGAUUGCCUCUCAUCAUAUCCUCACCCUUUGGCGAAGCAGUAGCAGGAUUUGUCCGCUUAUAGAGGAGAGAAAGUCACUAAGCCUAAAGUUUAACAACAAGAACAAAACAAGAUGGACCUGGGUGGCUAUGGUCUCGACGAUGAGGCCUUUGCCGCAUUCGAAUGCAAAAAAGCAGCCCUCGAAGAGAAGAAAGAAGGAGAGCGUGACCAGCGUUUCAUCAAGAAACUCAAUGGCGAGCUACGCCGUGAUCUUGAUCCCGAGGAUCACGAGGAUGUCCUUGCACUAGCCUCAACGGUCAACUACGGAAUCAAGCCGUGCUUGACGCUUAUGGCCGCUGAAGACGCUUUUGCCUCGUAUGUGUCCGCCCUUGCAAGCUUGCCAAAAGGUGCUAUCACUCUCCCUCGAAUGAAGUAGGAAUAUAAUCAGACUUACACUAGAGCUUGCUGUUCUUUCCGUUGUUUAUGAUAAAAGCUGGCUAUUGAUUUGAACCAUACUUCAACUUCUGAUCGUUUUCCUCUUCCUCGGGUCGGCCAUCACGCUGACAGCCCCAACUUCUCAAACAAGGUGAUCCGAUCAAAGAUGCCCUGACGGAUGCUAAAAGCAUGAAGACGAUGAUUAAAGUGAUCGAUGCAUAGCGAAUGCCCGUUAGAGUCGUUGCAACUUCAGGCGUUGAGGUAGAAGCUCUCCUCUGUUUUGUUUUGUGUGUGAAGUAAUUAAAUCGCACAGCACUAGACCCUCCUUCAUGCGUAGACGUAGAGUGACCCGGAUUUCUGUGCAGUUAGUUUUCUAGCAGAUCCGAACGCAAAAGCGAAUCUUUUUCAUUUCGUCAAAACUCCUCAUCCAUAGAUAAAAUGAAAACAGUUUCUUUCUCCUCAGUGGGUCUAUUCUUACUUGCUUAUCUGACUAAACUACUGACUAUCCAUAAUUCCAUCAGUGAGAAAUUGGUAGGGACUCCCGGAUCCCUCUUCGAGCCACCAGCUACCCGAUCGCUGGGAGAUGCACAAGGAAGAUGCCAAGAAAUUUUCGCUUCGUUGGCCACAGUACGCGACGCUCAUGUUGAUUGUGCUGAAUCUUACAAGGAUUUCAAGUGCUUUCAUCCGUCCUUCAUGGAUUUAGUCGCGCCGAGUGUAGCGCAUAUGCUCAGAUACCAGCCGACCCUGGAAGCCUGCUUGACGUGGUGAGUUGUUAUGUGAUUGUCCUACUCAUUCCUUCUAGACGCUGUCUUUCAUCUCUAGGACUAAUCUCGUCUGUUGCUGGACGUGAUCUAUCUUGUUCUUGACACUCAGAAAGCAUGAUGAUGAUGAUGAUGAUGUUCACGAUUUUCCUUUCAUUCUUUCGCAGAGAAAACAAGUGCAACUACAUCUACAAGUCCUUGCCCUCAAAUAAAAGUCACAGCCAGGUCGAUGCUCAAAGCCCUCACUCGUCCCUUCCCCUCUCCUCUUGAGCUUGAUCCUCCUACCUUACCCUUACCCUGCCCCUACCCUAUCUUACCCUACCCUACCCUACCUCCACCCCCGCACUAUCCCUACUCCGACCCCUACCACCUCGCGCAACCUCACGACAGGAUGGGAAAGUUAAGAGCUUUAUUCCGUAAGAUCUUUGGAGUUGGUCUCAUGUUUGGUAGCUUAGCAAACUAGAGUUUUCCGAUGUUUCAUCUCCUUGAAUGGUCAUGGUUUCUUCUCCAUCUUAUUCUUAUUGAUUACGACGCAGUCGAACUUUGUCUCUUCUAUUAAUCAUAGGUCAACAACGAACAAGGAAAUGCUUAACAAAUUCUGCUGGCUGCAGAAGACUCAAGAACGCAACCGUCAGAGAAAGCAGAACGAGAAGAUCAUGAGAAAGGCAAAAGUCCAUGACUCUGGAAAAAAAGUGGUGAAGCCGAUGGGCAAAUAUCUCGGCUCCAAUGCCAGUCCCGGCAGUUCCAUUCGAGGCCGGCAUCGCAGCAGCAAAGCCACGAGUGCGGCAUCGUCUGCGCCAGGCUCUGGACUAUCCAAGCAUACGAUACCCCGGCGGGUUAUACCCUUCGAAGGUUGGGUGAGUACCUUAUCGAGCAGAUUCGCCUUUUGCUGA
Amoebophrya sp. A25 is the source of this 2124-nucleotide messenger RNA. Lineage: Eukaryota; Dinophyceae; Syndiniales; Amoebophryaceae. The record is from the annotation of a GenBank genome assembly.